AUGUGGGCGCAACAGCGCCUCAAAGGCCAGCAUGAGGAUCUGGGCUUGUUAAGCCGCGCUGAGAAAGGGUAUGGCACUAUGGCUGCGCACCUUCCUCGAGGUGUAAAGCCCGUUGCGGGAGGGCGGCCAGUAGGCGAGACUUGGAUGUCGUCGCUGGACGGUGAUAUCGAGCUCUCUGCGAUCACCAUACCGGGAACCCACGACAGUGCUGCAUUCACGAGCAUGUUUCCAUUCAUCCAAACGCAGACACUCAACAUCAUGCAACAGCUCAAUGCUGGUAUCCGCUACCUUGAUCUGCGGUGCGGACUCCUUGACAACCAAGUUGAGAUGGUCCACGGCGAAGCAAUCCUCGGCCUCAAACUAAGCCUGGUACUAGAUGCUAUGUAUCUAUGGCUCGCGUCGCACCCAAGCGAAGCGCUCAUCGUGCAACUCAAGCAAGACCGGAAGUCAGAGCGCUCGAAUGUACGCUUUGCUCAAGCAAUCUUCAGCUGCCUUGCGCAGAAUCCGCAACGCUGGCGAACCGCGAACACUACGCCAAAGCUCUGCGAGCUGCGUGGUAGGAUUCAACUCUUCCGACGCUUCGCGACUACAUACCCGUGCGCAUACGGCAUAGAUGUGACGCAGUGGAUGGACAAUCCUUCCCAUCCUUUCACCAUCAGCACAAAGCAUGAAGUCCAGGUCACAGUUCAGGACCACUAUAGCUUCCCUGACCCACAACCUCUGCCUUCAGUGAUUGCUACUAAAGGUGGCAAUAUCUCUCAGCUACUGGACCUGCAUACGAGUUCAAUCUUCACCACCAAAUACCGCCUCGUGAGGUUGCAAUAG
Molecule: messenger RNA, 825 nt
Organism: Baudoinia panamericana UAMH 10762
Lineage: Eukaryota; Fungi; Ascomycota; Dothideomycetes; Mycosphaerellales; Teratosphaeriaceae
Exons: 2
Coding region: 1-825 (274 amino acids)
Biological process (GO): lipid metabolic process
Molecular function (GO): phosphoric diester hydrolase activity
Source: RefSeq, a predicted model, not a curated record